AAACUGAAUACGGGAAUGUAGAAAGGCUACAAUGCCGCCCAAAAACCAGGACGACAUGUCUUUUCGACGAGCGAGCCAAGACUUUUUACGAUCGGCAACACAACCACUGUCGUGUUCAGGGUCACAUAAAAUCCCCUCGACCCCGUAGCGGGUGUCUAACCUUCUCGUUCUUUUCCUUCACGCCCUUUGAGGUCGAGGGCGAAGGGAUAAAUUUUGGCCCUGCACAAUUUGGACGAUGCAUUUCAUGGAUACAGGCAAAACCCGCCAAGUGGUCCUAACGGCCGUCUUGGCCGGCUCAGUGCUAGUGAGACACGCCUAUGCCGGUCCAAUUGCGCCACGGAGUGAACCGUUCAAAGUUCUCGAUCCGCAGAAUUGGGUAAAUCCCGAUAACAUGACCUGGGCAGACUACAAGAAACCUCCGGGCACGUCCUGGAAUGACCCGAACCUCAAGGGUUCCAACCGGAACUUCAACAUUGCGCUCGUCGCCGUCGACUACCCGGACAUGCCCUUCGUUAUCACGCAGGCGGCGAACUCGACCGUAUUCGGCAACCCGCAGCCGAUUGUUUCCGGGCUGGACCGCUCGGAGGUGCCAGCUUUCUAUCGCGAUUUCCUGAACAAGCCCCAGGACCUCAAUCAUAAUCGUACUCUGCACGAGUACUGGAUGGAAGAUUCGGGAGGUCGUUUUGGCGUGGAUCUGACAGCCUUCGGCGCGUACCAGCUCCCCAGCCGCUCGUAUCAAUACGGCAUAGACGACGAGCGAGGAGGAUUCAACGAGGGAGCUUGUCCUACGGCAGGUCCAUGCUCAAUCGACCUACGAACAGACGCCCUGGGAGCCUGGCGCGCCGACGUAGGAAACGAGACUGCCGAUUCGUUCGAGCUAGUCUUCAUCCUUUCCGCGGGCCAGGACGAGUCCUCCACGUGGCAAGAAUUCGGAGAGAUCAAGUUCCAAACUCCGCAAGACGUCCCCGACUCGUUCGGACCCCCGGACGACGAUACGCUGCCGAAUUACGCCGAGACGCGGUAUAUAAAUUGGACUUCCUGGGCAGCCGCAAGCGCCAUCUGGCCGAAUGCCGGGGGCGGCUCAUCGACGCAGGCGGAAAGCUCGGGAAUGUCGACUUACGCCCACGAGCUGACCCAUCUCCUCGGCAUCGGCGACAACUACAACAACCCGUACGGCGACCCGCCGCGCCGCGCGUACACGGGACCGUGGUCCAUGCUAUCGCGAGGCAGCUUCAACGGACCGGGGGGCCCGCACACGCGGUGGCAGAUCCCCGCAACGCAGGGCGGUUCGCUGGGCUCGCUGCACACCAUGGGCGACAAGCUGCGCAUCGGCCUCGUUGCCAACUCGAGCGUCCUUAUGAUAUCCCGCACUGCGCUCCCCAGCUCCGGACCCGUCGUCGCCGAGAUCACCGCGCGCUGCGUGAACCCAGGCGAAGACGAGCUGAUGGGCCUGCGCGUCGUCAUGGGAACGGAUCUUUCGCCCACUUGCGACCCGAGCGCGGACCCGCUGUGCGACGGCGGCGGGUACAACAACUACGAUGUCGAAGUGAUUGACCGCAUGGGUGCUGAUUCCUUCACACCGGACUCAGGGGUGAUGAUUAGUAAGACCAAGGACGUGGACGACGCACCCUUCCAGUGGACCAUUGACGCGAACCCGCAAGAUAUCAACGUGACUAAUUUCUUCCGGCCGGACGGAACCCCUUCCCCGCUGAGUAUCGGCGAUUAUCGCCAACUUGCCGAUGCGCUGUUUCACGCGGGCACGAACUCCGGGAGCGAAUACGAGUACGUCGACGAGGGCAACAGACUACACUUCUACAUUGUGGAUAUCCGCCGCGACGAUGCGGGCGUCUUGCAUUAUACAGUGGGCGUGCGGUCUCUCGACGGCAGCGGCGCUAGUACCUACGGCGUCCAGCUAGAAAAAGGCUCAGUUGCGGAGGGACCGUUAGCGAGGGCUAGUGUUAACGGGGUGACUUGCACGUUUCAACUAACAAAUUCCGGCACUUUUGCGAUCGCGGAUGACGAAGUGGUACAUCCACAAGAUCUAUCGGCGUACUUGAGCUCGGACAUCUAUCGGCUUAGGGCUGAAGUGGAUAGCGAGGGAUGGAGUAUCGGAGUGGUGAAUGCGCUGGCUACGGCGAAGUUCGGCGCGGCGACUACGGUGAAUGUGGCUGUUGGUGCGGGAGCUGAUGCCGUAAGCACGGCGGUUGUCAGGUUGACUGCUACGUCUGAAUCUGAUCCGACGGUUUUUAUUUCGCAGGAGUGCCAGGUUAAAAAAUGAGUUGAUAAAAUAGUAUAAAAAAUCCAGGAUCUUCAUGAAUUAUUCGCAGAUGUAGGAAAUAUAGGUUCUCACCAAUCAUUAGAUUGGCACGAAUGUAUCGAGGCCGCCACCAUAACACACUCGAC
This is a messenger RNA of Annulohypoxylon truncatum, 2403 nucleotides long. Its product is annotated as M6 metalloprotease. The coding region runs from base 236 to 2278 and encodes 680 amino acids. Gene Ontology annotation, biological process: proteolysis. The record is from RefSeq and is a predicted model, not a curated record. Gene Ontology annotation, molecular function: peptidase activity. The transcript has a single exon. Lineage: Eukaryota; Fungi; Ascomycota; Sordariomycetes; Xylariales; Hypoxylaceae.